This is a messenger RNA of Cydia splendana, 863 nucleotides long. RefSeq names its product protein NDUFAF4 homolog. The record is from RefSeq and is a predicted model, not a curated record. The transcript has a single exon. Gene Ontology annotation, cellular component: mitochondrion. NCBI's taxonomy places the organism in Eukaryota, Metazoa, Arthropoda, Insecta, Lepidoptera, Tortricidae. Gene Ontology annotation, biological process: mitochondrial respiratory chain complex I assembly. The coding region runs from base 145 to 813 and encodes 222 amino acids.
AAAAAAAAGACAAAUGUCAAAUUAUAAAAUGUAACCUAGAAAUCUCGGGAAAUGUUUAUAAGAUUGAACUUAUUUAUUUUAACUAAAUAAUUACUUCAUGUAAACGUUUUUAUUAUUAAGUGUUUUGUUCUAUUGCCGCCUGAGAUGGGUGCUUUAGCGACAAAAGCCCUACGUCCCUUAAAAUCAUUCAACAUUGAAAAUCGAGCACAUCGGGUAAUAUCUAAAGAAAAACCAACGCCGGCCCCGAGAUAUGCGGCUAAUCUGGAGGAUCUGAAGCGGGCUAUGGAGUCUGACCCUAAUCUAGAUGAGAAACUUGACAAAAAAGAUCCAGGGCUCGACACAAGAUUGAAGAAUGUUUAUGUAACUUCUCAUGGGAAGCCAGAAGACGACAUUACUCGAGAGAAACAGAACCCGACCAGGCCAUUACCCCAAGACCGUGGCCUAGUUGAAGACUUCGAUUACGGCUUCAAAGAACCAGAGAGAGUUAAAUAUGGAUGCACAACACUCAGAAACGCUGUAGAGUUCAUUUCCGCGCAUCAAAUUGAUCCUAAAGAAGUCACAGCAGCUAAAAUAGCGCUCCAAUACAAACUGAAGGAGGAAGAUGUACAGAAUAUACUUAAAUACUUUAAAACUUAUGAAGUUUAUCUGCCAGAAACAAAGAAAUCAGCAGCCAUGUUUGCUGGCCCCGCCACUUUAAGGAAACAGUUGUAUAAAGAAGAUAUAAAAGAGAUUGAAGGAGAGGUUGAGAAGAAACCUGAUAAAGAGAGCAGCUUCUUUAAAUAUGAGAUAGAAAAUGAAAACAAGGGCAGAUAAUUUACAUAGAGUAAUUCAUUUUGUUGUUACAAAUAUUUUUGCAGGUCUCA